CCCGCAUCCAAAACAAGGAAAUGGUGCCCGGUGCGGUGGCUGGGUGUUUCUACGCCUAACGCUCCCGUGACCGCUGGUCCUAUCGCCGCCUUCCCCCUCCCCUCCGCCCCUUCCAUGGGUGAGAGGCAUGGACUACGAGUUCAAAUCCAAGCUGGCGGCCGAGCGCGAGCGGGUGGAGGAUCUUUUCGAAUACGAAGGCUGCAAAGUCGGGAGAGGCACCUACGGGCACGUCUACAAAGCGCGGCGCAAGGACGGAAAAGAUGAGAAGGAGUAUGCACUGAAGCAGAUUGAAGGUACAGGGAUAUCCAUGUCAGCAUGUAGAGAGAUAGCACUUUUGCGAGAACUGAAGCACCCUAAUGUAAUUGCAUUGCAGAAGGUGUUCCUUUCUCACAGUGAUAGAAAGGUGUGGCUGCUGUUUGAUUAUGCUGAACAUGAUUUGUGGCAUAUUAUCAAGUUCCAUCGUGCCUCAAAAGCAAACAAAAAACCCAUGCAGUUGCCAAGAUCUAUGGUCAAAUCACUACUUUAUCAGAUUCUUGAUGGAAUCCAUUAUCUCCAUGCAAACUGGGUGCUUCACAGAGACCUAAAACCAGCAAAUAUUCUGGUAAUGGGAGAAGGACCUGAAAGAGGAAGGGUCAAGAUAGCUGAUAUGGGCUUUGCGAGAUUAUUCAAUUCUCCUCUGAAGCCACUGGCAGAUCUGGAUCCAGUUGUGGUAACAUUUUGGUACAGAGCUCCGGAACUAUUACUUGGUGCAAGACACUACACAAAGGCCAUUGAUAUAUGGGCUAUUGGCUGCAUAUUUGCAGAGCUAUUGACUUCUGAACCUAUAUUUCACUGUCGUCAAGAAGACAUCAAAACAAGCAAUCCUUUUCACCAUGAUCAACUUGAUCGAAUAUUCAGCGUAAUGGGAUUUCCUGCAGGUGACAAAGACUGGGAAGACAUAAGGAAAAUGCCAGAAUAUCCUACACUUCAAAAAGACUUUAGGAGAACAACGUAUGCCAAUAGUAGCCUCAUAAAAUAUAUGGAAAAACACAAAGUGAAGCCUGACAGCAAAGUAUUCCUUUUGCUGCAAAAACUUCUUACUAUGGAUCCUACAAAAAGAAUUACCUCAGAGCAAGCUUUGCAGGAUCCCUAUUUCCAGGAAGACCCACUUCCUACAUCAGAUGUGUUUGCUGGCUGCCAGAUUCCUUACCCUAAACGGGAAUUUCUUAAUGAAGAUGAACCUGAGGAAAAGGGGGAUAAGAAUCAACAGCAGCAGAACCAACAUCAGCAACAAACAGCACCUCAACAACAGCAAGCAGCACCUCAGCAGCAGCAACAAAACAGUACCCAGACAAAUGGAACUGCAGGGGGAGGUGGAGCAGGAGGCGGUGGCCCUGGGGCAGGUCUCCAGCAUAGCCAGGACUCCAGCCUCAACCAGGUGCCUCCAAAUAAGAAACCACGUAUAGGGCCUUCAGGCAAUAAUUCAGGCGGGCCUGUUAUGCCUUCUGAUUAUCAGCACUCCAGUUCACGCCUGAAUUACCAAAGCAACAUUCAGGGAUCUUCUCAGUCCCAGAGUACAAUGGGCUAUUCUACAUCAUCUCAGCAAAGCUCUCAGUACCAUCAGUCCCAUCAGUCUCACCGGUACUGAAGAGGCCUCACACACAUUAUUAGAAAGGAAUGGACUAACGUCAAAGGACUCCAGCAAUAUGAAGUUCAUAAAUAGUGAGAAGAACCAAAAAUGCAAACUGUGAUGCAGAUUUUAAAAUCGCAAUUAUAAAAGGAAAAUUUUUAUUUACUAAUUGUUUUCGGACAAAAAACGUUCUUAUUCCUUUUUGCCAUAAAGGAGAUUCUUGUGAAGUUUCCCUCAGCUUGCUCUCGCAUGCGUUCUAUUGUGGUUACUCGAAUGAAACCGUCUGAUCUGAACCCAGCACUUAAACGUCUUUAUCCUAUGGAAUUUUUGAAGGAUUCCUGCACCUUUCUUGUGUUUGUAGUAAUUGCCAUAAAUCUAUCUUUCUUUUUUCAAAUCCCUUUACUGGGGUUUUAAAGUUUUUGAAAUAUUGAAUUCCCAGGCUUUUCAAGCUUGUAUAUAGUUAGUUUUUUACUAGGCAAACCCGUUUUAGCUAUACAGGUAUAAUGCACCUUUGAAAAGCACUAUGUUGUUUUCACAGGAUAUUACUGUUUUGAUCAUGGAUGUCAAGAACAGCAGAUUUUACUGUUCCAGAGUAUUUUAUUAUUCUCUUUUUUUAUUAGUCUAGUUUUCAGAUGAGGUCUUUAAAAAAAACAAAGAAAAGAAAAGAAAAAAUUUUCAACCCAAGUCUCUGCAGCAACGAUUACAUGUUCUAUGUUCUGACUGAACACCAAAACAGAAGGUUUUGAAUGUUAUUUUAUCAUUCAGAUGAAAUCCCAUAGAUCAUUGGCCAUUUCUUCCAUGUGGGUUGACUUUAAGCUGUCUUAACAGCUAAAUGAAAACAAAUAUUGUUGUGGCUCCAAUAGAACAAAUAUAUGCCAUGCUGUCUUCUCAUGCAGUGGAGUCUUCUCUAGUAGUUAACUGUAUUUUGAGCUCUACCCUGGGUGUUCAACAUCAGUGGGAGAAAGGGCAAACAAGGAAACUGUGUUACUACUUUGGGGGCAGGGUGGAUUAGGUAUGCUUUUUAACCCAUGUUGGUAUACUCCUUAAUCUUCUCUGAUGCAGCCCUCCAGUUCAGUUUUGAUGAUCCUGAAACUUACAGCAAAAAACGCAAAAAAUGCUGUGGCACCUUAAAAGAUGAACAGUUAUAUUGUAGCAUGAGCUUUGGAGGCAACAGCCUACAUAUAGGAUAAUUUGCAGUCAGCUUGACUGCUUUGGCUACGGGAGGGGGAUGUUCAUUGUUCUAACCAGAUCAAAUAUUUAAAGAGAAGUUGUUGAACAAUGACUUGGUGUUUAUGUUUCUCAUGUGUAAAAUGCAUAUUAUGUUACCUUGCCGCUGCUAUAAUUAUCCCAAAUUAAUUGCACCAGGUAAACCUGGCUGUACUGAAAUGUUUCUUUUUUUCUAAGGUUAGACAUAUUGUGAUCGUACCAAAGUCAUGUUUGUGUACUCGACAGGCACCUAGAAAAGGAAACAUCAGAGUUCAUAAGCAUGUGGAUCAUUGUCUAACUUCUGUGAUCAGAAGAAACAUGUAAUUUGAGGCAGUUCCCCUUUUCUCAGAUGUUUAGAAACACAACUUUAUCCAGGGCUCUGUGUAUUCUGCAGUUCUACUCAGAAUUCAACAAGUGAUAACUCUGAACUUCCCCCCACAAAAAGGCAGUUUCUCACCAUUGAGGCUUGAAAAUGCGUGAGUGGUGCCUGGUGGAACUUCAGAAGGUAAGACAGUGGAGAUGAACAGGAUUUCUAGGUUGGUGGGGCUUCCCUGCCUACCAGGCGCUUUCCUCACCAUGACGAGCAAAAGUAGAAUACAAACUAUGCUAAUCUGCUGUAGUUACACAAGCUUCAGAAAUCUACUUUUCCUUAGGGUUGCCAACAACAUGGAUAAAAAAUGUCUUAUCCCUUUAACAGGAGAUUAAUGUGUGGAAAUGAGUAGUUGAAGCUUUUCAUGGCAUGGAGGUAAACAACAUCAUCAGGUAAAUGCAUGUGUGUUAUAUGCUGUCAAGUUGCUUCCAACUUAUGGUGACCCUAUGACCUCUAAAAUGUUCUGUCAUUGACAGCCUUGCUCAGGUCUUGCAGACUGAAGGUUGUGACUUUCUUUACUGACCUGGCAAAUAACAUCCCAUUAAGCCACUAUUAAAGAAGCAGCAUUUUUUUCCUCCAGAUUGUUGGCAACACUAGCAUUCCUGCAUGCAGAAUUUAGAUUAGUUUGGUGGAGAGUUCCCGCCCCCCCUGCAGAGUACGCUCAGCUGUGACUUCAUUGCACUAAAACUGAGAAGGCAUAUAGACAGCACCCAGUACUUUAAGAUAAAAGAUACAUAGAUAUAUUCAGUUCUAAAUCACAGGCCCAUAGACAAAAAUACUGAACAUUUUGCACUGAUUACAGUAGAAACUAUCAAAGCAGUAGGUCAGUUUGCUUGGAGGGCAAACUUUCUUUAAUCCCUAAAGUAGUAAAGAUAUUCUUGUCUAGUAUAUGUUCCCUCUCCACUUUAAAGAGCUGCUCUAGUGUAAGCUUGACCAUAUUUGUCAUAGGCGCCAUUCCAUUUGUCAAUGGCAUCAGGAGGUGACUCCCUGGAGAGAGCCAAAAGAUAAUUCAUCAGAGAAUGGACAGAACAGAGGGAGAAACGAAAAGGAAUUAUAUUCAAGAUAAAAAUAGCUAGUUGGAUCCCCCCAGUUUUAUUCCUUAUGAUACAUUGUAUGUCUGAAGUGGUUUUGUUGGAUGAAACUAAAGUUAGAUUUGUAUGAACUUCAGUCAAACUGUUGUUCCUCUAUGUUACAAGUUUGUCAUUUAUGGUCUUUUUGAAUCUGAGGUAAAUAUAGGAUAUAAGCUUAAACAUUAUUGACUUUUACUUGGACUAGUUUUUGUCUUCUCCUUUUGUUGCUUUGUCCUCCAAUUCGCUAUUGCUUGUAAUUCAUCAUACAGCUUAAAUACACCAGAUUGCAGUGAAGUCAGCACUGAGAUUUAAGUGUGCUUAGUUGAGUCUCUCUUUGGGGGGGGGGGGGGUUGUCCUGUCCUUUGGUAAGUUCUGUCCAAAUGUCAGUUCCCUGCAUGCAGUGUAACUACCUGUGUUUAAAUGUGCUUUAUCUCCAUGAGCUUCCAAUCCCCUAGAAUAAUGGCCAGGAUUAUUGUCUGUAGUGACAAAUUAUUUGCAUAUUUGUUGGAAAUAAUUUGCUUGCUAUGCCCCAUUUCCCUGCAGUGUCUGUGCACACAGAAUGGCCUUCCAAAUAAGCAUUGACAGGGGAAUAGAUGAAAGUAUAGGUUUACAUUUCUGAAGUGUUUACUGCACUCUUUCCCUAUUUGUACCUUGGCUUUUGGGCAUACUUGGCCUUUUUUGAUGAGCUAUAUGUGUAUAAUAAGAUGAGCAUCUCGUAUAUUGCAGGGCUAAGUGAGUCAAGAUGAGGUAGCUUUGUUUCAGGGGAAAUUUCAUGAAUCAAAACUGUUUCAUGUAAAGUUAAUCAUAUGUUGUAUGUUAUAGAAACACAGGAGGACACAGAUUUUCAUAAGCAUGCAGCUGUGCUAAUUCUUACUUGUAUAUGUAACUUUGAUAUCAUUUGCAAUCUCUCGUUUCUGUCACAUUGUCUCCAGGAUGUAAAUGCUGAUACAAGUCUUGCUACUUUGGGAAACAGUUAACCCUCAUUCUAUGCUGUUCCUCUUCUGGGUUUCAGAGAAACAAAGCAGGAGAAAUAGGCUUAGCAGAGAGGAAAUCUUUUAUAGCACAGACUGCAUAAUGAAGGAAGAAUCUUGUGAAAACUGCAAGUCCUGCACUGUAUCUGUGACACUGUAUCUUUGGGGGUGGGCAUGGGUUGGGGCAGGGUGGGAUGGAUGGGAGGGCAUCCGGAGGCUAGGGAGGGGGAAGCUUGAAGUAUUUGAUUGUGUAUAAUAUUUUAUGUAAACAUAAUAAGCUUAGUUCCCUUUCAUAAUCUUCAGUGAUGGUACUUAAGCAACAUAAGCAAAGAUAACUGUAGUAGGAUAAAAUAAGCAUUGUACAUAAAGCCAUGUGUAAUCUCAACAUUUUGCCACACCAGAACGAUGUGUAUUGCUUUAUGGGAAAAAAGUCCUUAAUGCACUGCUAUCUCCUAAAUAUUUAGUAGUAAAUUAAUACUAUUUAAUUUUUUAAAGAAAUUUGUCUUGUGUAGACACUAAAAAGUAUUACACAAUGUGGACUGAUGUCCCUUUUUAACAGCAGUUUAAAUAAUGUUUUAUAUCUGUAAUCUAAUAUACUUCUGGAAUUGUUGUAGUUUGUAUUUUUCUCAUGUUAACUAUUUGUGGAAAUGUGCCUGACUUCAGUUUUCUUUUUUAUAUAAUUUCACAUAUUCAUCUUCCAUUCCUGUAAGGGUUUUUUGUUACAUAGUUUUGUGUCCUCUCAUAUGCUGUUUCAAUUGGUCAGUGUGAGGGCCCACGUGAAACAAUAUAUUCUAUGGUGGCAAACUCUUUCCCAAUGCAGAUUUUAUUUCUCAUUUGUUUAUAUUUGAAGAUGUAUUUGAAAUGGAGUAUUUACAUUUAAGUGCAUCUCCAUCCCCAGUGAAGUCAACAUACAAACACCUCACACAUUCCUUCCUGCUCCAUGUCUGAUUUUUCGAAGUCAGAACCAUUUCGAAGUCAGAACAAGCUUGGGUCUUGGUUGGCUGUCUUGCUGGUGGGAAAGGAAGACGCUUGCAGCUACUAGCAAUGGCCCAACAUGUUCCCAAAGUGGCGGGGGGAGUCUUGCUUGCUAGUUCUUUCUGCCCCCACUCACCUCCUCUUCACCUGUUGAAGCAAGGUAGCUGCUCAGUAGCUGGUUAUAAGAAGCACCCAGACCAAUAGGCUUUGCAUUUACUGUUUUAAGGUGUCCUCAUAUUGUUCUUGAAAGACUGUUAAAAACUAUGCUUUCGUUCCUUGCAUAUAUUUUUUAUUCUUGGUUGUAAUUAAAUUGAAUUGCUUCAGUGUGAAUUUUUUAA
This is a messenger RNA of Eublepharis macularius, 6539 nucleotides long. RefSeq names its product cyclin dependent kinase 19 (gene CDK19). Gene Ontology annotation, cellular component: nucleus; cytosol; mediator complex. Gene Ontology annotation, biological process: protein phosphorylation. The record is from RefSeq and is a predicted model, not a curated record. Lineage: Eukaryota; Metazoa; Chordata; Lepidosauria; Squamata; Eublepharidae. The transcript has 13 exons. The coding region runs from base 128 to 1627 and encodes 499 amino acids. Gene Ontology annotation, molecular function: ATP binding; RNA polymerase II CTD heptapeptide repeat kinase activity; cyclin-dependent protein serine/threonine kinase activity.